UUUAUAUUUAUUUUGAUAAUUAAUAACCUGAAAGUAAAUAAAUUCUAAAAGUGUUGGGCCAACCAUUUCAACCAAGUCAGAGGGAGAGAGCGAGAGAGAGAAGGAGAAGGAGAGGUGAUAGGGUAAUGUUUUUCAAUCGACUGAUGAGUCUCAGUUGUCUGGGCGGCGACAAGGCGGCGUCCACUAGCUCAGAUUGCGAUUGUGAUGAGAUGGUAUCAAAUGAGCCGGUCAUACUGAAUAUUUAUGAUCUGGUCGAUAUCAAUAUGUAUACCAUGCCCCUGGGCCUGGGCGUCUUUCAUUCGGGCAUUCAGUUGUAUGACACUGAAUAUUGCUAUAGCGGACAUAGUUAUUCAUUCACUGGGAUCUUUGAAAUCCAACCAUGCGAUGGCCAGGCCACACUGGGAGAACAUUGUCGCUAUCGUGAGAGCGUUCUGCUGGGCUAUACGCAUUUCAGUAGCGAGGAGGUCCAACGGAUUGUCGAACAAUUGGGUCUCCUAUAUACGGGCCACUGCUAUCAUUUGAUUCGCAACAAUUGCAAUCAUUUCUCGAAUAGUUUGGCCAAAAUUCUCUGCAAUCGUGGCAUACCACGUUGGGUCAAUCGUUUGGCCCAUUUUGUGGCUUGUGUUCCGUUUUUGGAGCGUUGCCUGGACAGGCAAUUAACUGGAUAAGUUCUGCUCUUAUAUGGAACAUCGACAUGGAGAUAGAAAGAGAUUGAGAGAGACAGAGAGAGAGAGAGAGAGAGAGAGAGAGAGAGAGAGAGAAAGAAAGAGAUAAUGAGAAGGCCUAGACACAUUAACAAACUUCAUUUAUUUGUGUUUAAAUUGAUUUAUCAAUGUUUUAUUGGCAGAAUACAAUCUGACCUUUGUUAUUUUCGUUAUUAAAAUUUCAUUUGCGAGUACA
Molecule: messenger RNA, 900 nt
Organism: Drosophila willistoni
Lineage: Eukaryota; Metazoa; Arthropoda; Insecta; Diptera; Drosophilidae
Product: deubiquitinase DESI2
Exons: 1
Coding region: 126-668 (180 amino acids)
Biological process (GO): protein deubiquitination
Molecular function (GO): deubiquitinase activity
Source: RefSeq, a predicted model, not a curated record